AUGCUUUGCGCCUCGCCGUGCGACUUGUCCAGCAAGACUGCAUCGACGGUCGUGAGCGCUAUGGAAGGGGCGGCGGGAAUGGAGCACGCCAUGUCGUUGUAUCGGCCUUUUCACGAACUGGAAGCGCCCUGCCCAUCGUGUCCACCCUUCAUGGCCCACCCACCGUCGCCUUCUCGCCCUCUGCCGCCGCCCCUCAACCCUGCUCCUGCGAUUCUUCCUCUCGCCGCCUUAACAUGUCCUUCCGUUCCCCGGCUCCAUCCUUGCUCGCUCUCCCUCCCCCGUCCCUUCCCCCUCUCCCUUCCCAUUCGCCUCCCCAAACCCCCUCCCUCCCUUCACUCCCCCCCCGACCCCCAAACACCCCCGCAGACGUGGGCGGACGCCUACGGGCUCUCCGCCGACUCGCUGCUUCCGCCCUCGCCCCUCUCCCUUCCGCCGUCCCUCCCCCCCGCCCCUCAUCUCGAGGACUGCGCCGCGCUCACAGCGCUGCGCCAGCAGGCGGAGCAGCGGGGGGAAGGGGGGGAGCCGCCAGCAUGGGCGGACCCGCCGCGGAGCAGCGAGGGCGGGUGCUGUCACCCGCGGGGCACAUGGCAUGCGGAAAGUUCACCUGGGGAGACUUCGUCGUCGUCGUCCUCCUCAUCCUGCAAUUGCCCACCACAGCCACCGUGGGUGAGCAA
Closterium sp. Yama58-4 is the source of this 674-nucleotide messenger RNA. Lineage: Eukaryota; Viridiplantae; Streptophyta; Zygnematophyceae; Desmidiales; Closteriaceae. The record is from the annotation of a GenBank genome assembly.